AUGGACACCCAGGGCCCCUCCUCGCCUUCGCUGUCAUCCCUUCCCGUCCCGACACCCAGCGCUACCAGUGACGAGCCAUCUGGCUCUCCUAGCAGCAGUACUCCUGGACCUUCGCAGCAGUCCCCAGUGCUGGAGUCAGAUCCUUCAGGAUCCGUUGCACAGGGGGAGCGCCAUCCAAAGGGCAAGAGGAAACGGACCGCAGCCAAAGACAAGGCGAUCCUCGAGGCAGCCUACAGCGCAAACCCAAAACCCGACAAGGCGGCGCGUCUCGACAUCGUAAAACGCGUCUCGCUCAAUGAGAAGGAGGUGCAGAUCUGGUUCCAAAACCGUCGGCAGAAUGAUCGGCGGAAGUCUCGUCCGCUUUCACCCCAGGAGAUAGCAGCUCUGAGAUACGGCGGCAUGCAGAUCCUCUCGUCCGACCCCGUUCCCUACAACAACUCAGCGUUCAGCCCUGACAACCACAAUCCCUCGCCACCCCAAAGCAUGCCGCCUCUAGAACAACGCGCCGCCUCGCCCUUUCCUUCAGACCCCGCCGCCUUUCCUUCUGACCCCGCCGCCUUUCCUUCUGGAGACGAGACGGAGAAGGUACAAAAGGCAAGAGAGGUGCGGGACAUGCCCCACGAGACCAGCCUACUGGAAAAGACGGAGGUUCUUCAGGAAUCCGCUGUGCCAUCCCUGAAUGAAAGACCCGGUGGGCAGCCCCGCCAUUCACUCUCGCGGUCUUUUUCCGCCUCGCUCGGCUAUCUGUCUAAUCGAUGGAACGCGGCGAGCUCCUUUGGUACACAAUCCCACCGCGCGGGUGACGACUCGUUCAAUUCGGCCCCUUUCUCAUCAUCCUGCCCAUCCUCGAUCGCUUCGGGCCCGAUCCUGCCUCUACCCGGUUCUCAGCCAUCAAAAUUCCGCUUGUCUACUUCGUUGGAGGGCAAAGCUGAGGUCGUUCCCUCAAUACCUUCACCGCCACGUCCUGUCGCUGCGCCUCCUACCCCCGAAGCAUUGCAGUCUCUAAGCUCUAUACGCCGGCCAAGUCUGCAGCGCCGCCACAGCGCAUCGCCCUCUAUCACUCUGCCGCCCAUAUCAUCGCUUACCAACACAUUGUCCGCGCCAAAUAGUGGUCCGCUUCCUCCCCGUCUAACUCGUGGCCGAUCGCGGGACGUCCAUGCUUGGGAGUUUUGCUGCGACGCAGAGCAUCGCGAGGAUGCCCUGACAGUGCAGGCCAAGCACGAGAGCAGCGGCUCUGCCGUUGCCGCUAUCAGCCUGCUCAGGUCAACGGGUCUGAGUGGCAGCAGCCCCCUGCAACAGAGCAGCAAUGCAAAACGCAAUGCCUCCAUGACUAAGGCCGCGCCGCGCUCCGGCAUGGCCAAGAAGCCCAAACUAGCGAGAGCAUCGAGCAGUGUAGCAAGAAUGCAAAGCGCUCUAGGUGUCACCGAAAAGCACAAUAUCCAGAGGGAUCUCGGCGUGCCGCCUGACAAGGUCAAGGUUAACACCCUCGUGUCCUUGUCAGGUAAUGACUCGGAUAAAGAAAACUGGAGCCCCGACGAGGACGGCAACGCGCGGGCCUAUUCUUUCCACCGUGCGCCUCAUGCCAACAACGGAACUUCAGGUCGGAGACCGCUUCCAUCCGGACCGUCGAGGCUGGAUAAGAGAAACCCCCGCCGGACACCAGGAAACGCACUCCAAGAAACACGGAGCCCGUCCUUCCUUGCCACCCGCGCCAACACGGCCCCUGUGCGUGGCUUCCAGUCUCGGCGGGGCAAGCGUGCCGAGUCACCCCUCGAGAUUUACGAGGACGCAGAGAACAACAGCCCAGAGACCCGCCCCGUGCUGGACGAUGAAGUGGAGCGCUUCAUGCGGGGCGAGGUCAGCCCCAGCAAGAGGGGAGACGUGGAUGCGGUCGCAGGCCUGCUCUCGCUCAGCCAGGGCAAUUGGCGGUGA
This is a messenger RNA of Canariomyces notabilis, 1932 nucleotides long. RefSeq lists its product as uncharacterized. Gene Ontology annotation, molecular function: DNA-binding transcription factor activity, RNA polymerase II-specific; transcription cis-regulatory region binding. The coding region runs from base 1 to 1932 and encodes 643 amino acids. Gene Ontology annotation, biological process: regulation of DNA-templated transcription. The record is from RefSeq and is a predicted model, not a curated record. Gene Ontology annotation, cellular component: nucleus. The transcript is spliced from 4 exons. Lineage: Eukaryota; Fungi; Ascomycota; Sordariomycetes; Sordariales; Chaetomiaceae.